AUGAACAGACAAGUCUGCAAGAAAUCCAUCAGUGGAGGGAGCCAGGGCUUCUCCGUCUGCUCUGCCGUGGUCCCCUGCAGCAGCAGCAGGAUGAGCUGUGUGGCCUGCUCUGGAGGAGCUGGCACAGGGGUCUGUGGGUCCCGGAGCAGAGCAGGCAGCUUUGGCAGUCACAGCCUCUACAACCUGGGUGGCAAUAAGAGCAUCUCCAUCAGCGUGGCCGGCUCCCGGGCUGGUGGCUUUGGGGGAGGGCGCAGCAGCUGCAUCAGUGGCUAUGGAGGUGGUUAUAGAGGUGGUUAUGGGGGUGGCAUUUAUGGAGUCAGAGGAAUGGGCAGUGGUUAUGGAGGGGUUGGUGGCUUUGGAGGGACUAGUAGCUUUGGUGGGCCUGGUAGCUAUGGCUCUAGUGUCUGCCCUGGGGGAAUCCAGGAAGUGACCAUCAACCAGAGCCUCCUGCCGCCCCUCAAUGUGGAGAUCGAUCCCCAGAUUGGGCAAGUAAAGGCCCAGGAGAGGGAGCAGAUCAAGAUCCUCAACAACAAGUUCGCCUCCUUCAUCGACAAGGUGCGGGUCCUGGAACAGCAGAACAAGGUCCUGGAAACCAAGUGGGACCUGCUCCAGCAGUGGACCGUGGGCUUGGGCUCCAGCUUGGGCUCUGGAGGCCUGGAGCCUUUAUUUGAAAGCUACAUCAACUGCCUGCGCAGGCAGCUGGAUUCGGCUCUGGCGGAGAAGGGGAAUCUGGAAGGAGAGCUAAGGAACAUGCAGGACCUGGUGGAAGACUUCAGAAAGAAGUAUGAAGAUGAGAUCAACAAGCGUACUGCUGCAGAGAAUGAGUUUGUGGGGCUCAAGAAGGACGUGGAUGCAGCCUUCAUGAACAAGGUGGAGCUUCAGGCCAAGGUGGACGGCCUGACAGAUGAACUCAACUUCCUGAGGACCCUCUAUGAGACGGAACUGACCCAGAUGCAGAAUCACCUUAAUGACAUGUCCGUGGUCCUGUCCAUGGACAACAACCGCUGCCUGGACCUGGACAGCAUCAUCAAUGAGGUCAAGGCCCAGUACGAGGACAUCGCCCAGAAGAGCAAGGCCGAGGCCGAGGCCCUUUUGCAAAGUCGUGAUGAUGGGUUUCUCUUCUGUCAGCUUGGAGAGCUGGAGAACAAGGCUGGAAGGCAUGGGGAUGACCUGAAGAACACCAAGAACGAGAUCAUGGAGCUCAACCGGAUGAUCCCGAGGCUGCGGGCUGAGAUUGAGAAUGUCAAGAAGCAGAAUGCCAACCUGCAGAACGCUAUUGCUGAUGCUGAGCAGCGUGGGGAGCUGGCCCUCAAGGAUGUCAACGCCAAGAUCCAAGAACUGCAGGACGCCCUUCAGCAAGCCAAGGAUGACCUGGCCCGGCUGGUGCGUGACUACCAGGAGUUGAUGAAUAUCAAACUGGCCUUGGAUGUGGAGAUCGCUACCUACCACAAGCUGCUGGAGAGUGAGGAGUGCAGAAUGUCUGGAGAGUGUCAGAGUGCUGUGUGCAUUUCGGUGCUCAGCAACGUCACCAGCACAGGCACCAGCCCUGGUGGAGGCCGUGGGGGAUUUGGAGGGGUCACUGGUGGCAGUGGCAGUGGCAGUGGCUACAGAGGCGGCGGCGGCAGCUACAGAGGAGUCAGCGGCGGCAGCGGUGGGGGCAGAGGCAGCGGCGGGGGCUCCCAGGCCUGCAGCAAUGGGAGCAGCAGCUCUGUGAACCAGAGCUGCAUCCAGAGCUCAGAAAGCACUGGCUACAGGUCUGGCGGUGGGGGCGGCACCACCCUCUGCUUCACUCAGACCACCAGCUCAAACCAGCUUUGCAAGUGAUCCUUUGUGGGGGGGGGUGUGCCCAAUCUCCACGCCCACUGGUUUCCCCUCAGCUUGGGACAGCACUUCUCCCCUCUCUGCUUGGCAUGGACAAAUGCCAACCCCAACCUUGCUUUCCCUCAAGCUCCUGGGAGAAGCGGUUGAACUUCCUGGCUCCUCCAUCCCUAAGACCUCUCCUAGGCCUGGAAGGUCCAGCUGCUAGUCUGGGAUGAUGAUGCCCUAGAUGCACCCUUGUAAAGGCCCCUGACUUUGGACAGCAACACCUCAGCCCAGACAAGUGUGGGGCUUCCCAGCCUGGCCUGUUCCUGCCCUGGCCCAUCUCUCUUGGGAGUUGAUGGUCCGAGGCUGGAAUGUUUCAGCCCCUGCCUGAGGAGGGCAGGGCAGUGGGGCUGCUGCUAGAGGGUAAAUGGUUGAGAUCUCUGGACUGUUGGUUCUCAGGGUUCCCACCCCACAUCUGGGACAUCAUAUCCUGACUCACCUCUGGCACCUUAAUUCCCUGAACUGUGGAUUCUCUGCUGAUGGUUGUUUUACCUUCUUUUCCCAAUAAAUUGCACUGUAUUUCAUAUUCUGGUAUUUGGCUUUCAAGGAGUCACAGAAUAAAUCAAGGUCCAAGAAUAGAUGGAAAUCAGGUAUGGAUGGCGAUCUCCUAGGUUAGUAGUGGGUGUAACACUGCAUAGUCUUGGCUUCUCCUCUAUCCAUUUGGUUGUGUUCUUGUGAUAGGACUGGUCAAGAGUAUGUUGCUUCAGUGGGGACUGCCCACUCCCAAGGAGGCCUUCCCACCCACCCUUUUGUCCCCACUGGGCCUCUGAGACCCAGUCUUGGUAAAGGAAUGUUUUGCAGUUCAUCGAUGUAAUAGAUUCCAGUGGGAUUUGGUUCUUUCCAGGUAAGAGGCAAGGGUUUCCCUGGUGGUUCAGAUGGUAAAGAAUCAGCCUGCAA
Molecule: messenger RNA, 2760 nt
Organism: Bubalus bubalis (water buffalo)
Lineage: Eukaryota; Metazoa; Chordata; Mammalia; Artiodactyla; Bovidae
Product: keratin, type II cytoskeletal 2 oral
Exons: 9
Coding region: 1-1824 (607 amino acids)
Biological process (GO): keratinization; intermediate filament organization
Cellular component (GO): keratin filament
Molecular function (GO): structural constituent of skin epidermis
Source: RefSeq, a predicted model, not a curated record